AUGGCGGAAGAAGGUUUAUUACAACCUCAUACAGAAGAGCUAUUAGCUUCUCCUGAUAAUUCUUCUUCACUUAUGUUUGAAAUAUCAAAUGUCUCCACAAGACCUUUCAUUCUUGCCUUCACUGCCUCUUCUUGCAGCGCCUUUUCCUUUGGAUGCAUUUUUAAAACCUUUGUCUAUUUUGUUUGUCUCCGGUUAACCGUUUUAAAUAUUAUUAUUAUUAUUCUUUUGUCGUUCUAUCAGUUUUCACUUUUUGGAUCCAUAUUGACUGCCGGAGUAAUCAUUGGAGCAUUAAUCUGUGGAAAACUAACAGAUUUGGUUGGUCGUGUCUACACAAUGUGGAUUACGAACAUCCUGGUUCUUAUUGGCUGGCUUGCUAUUGCAUUUCCCAGGAGUGUUUGGCUGCUCGAUCUGGGAAGGCUAUUGCAAGGCAUCUCGGUCGGAAUAACCUCAUAUUUGGUACCCGUUUACAUCACUGAAAUAGCACCAAAAAAAUUGCGAGGAGCUGCUUCUGCUUUGUCUCAGUUAUUUGUUGGAGUUGGUAUAUCGGUCUUAUAUGCACUUGGAACAGUUGUUGCUUGGCGCAAUUUAGCCAUUUUGGGAGCUAUACAUUGUCUUAUUACUGCGCCUCUUCUUUUUUGCAUCCCUGAAUCGCCUAGAUGGCUAGCUAAAGUAGGGAGGGAAAAGGAGGUCGAAAAUGUUUUGUUAAGCGUGCGAGGAGUAGGAUCCGAUGUAUCAGAUGAAGCAAAAGAGAUAUUAGAAUACACCCGACAAGUUAAAGAACAAGACGUGAAUGGCCGUGGUUUCUUCAAGCUGUUUCAGCGGAAAUACGCUUUGCCACUUGCGAUUGGAGUAGUUCUUGUAUCUUUGCCUCAGCUUGGAGGUCUUAAUGCUUAUACGUUUUACAUUGACUCCAUUUUUACCUCUACUGGUAAACAAAACCUUUUUGUUCUUCUUCUUCUUCUUCUUCAAUAUAGCUUCAUCGAAAAAUUGGUUGGAGGCAUUUUAGGUGUUGUGCUUGUGGAUGUAUUCGGAAGACGUUCCCUCCUACUGGUUUCUCAAGCUGGAAUGUUCUUGGGGUGUCUUGCAAUGGCCAUUUCGUACCAGAAGAACAAUUGUUGGGAAACAGUAUCACCUACCUUGGCUCUCAUUAGUGUAAUGGUGUAUUUUGCAUUGUACGGAUUAGGCAUGGGACCUUUACCAUGGAUUGUAGCAUCAGAGAUUUAUCCAGUAGACGUGAAGGGAGCUGCAGGAACAAUGUGUAACUUGACCAGCUCGACAAGCUCAUGGCUCGUUACUUACUUCUUCGGUUUCUUGCUUCAAUGGAAUUCAACAGGAACAUUUAUCAUCUUUGCCACAGUGAUAUGCCUUGGAUUUGUGUUCACAGCCAAGCUUGUUCCAGAGACCAAAGGAAAAUCUUUAGAAGAAAUUCAUUCUCUGUUCUAUUAUUCUCCUCCUGAAAAUUCUACAAAAUUCUAA
Molecule: messenger RNA, 1476 nt
Organism: Eruca vesicaria subsp. sativa (arugula)
Lineage: Eukaryota; Viridiplantae; Streptophyta; Magnoliopsida; Brassicales; Brassicaceae
Source: the annotation of a GenBank genome assembly